CAAACAUGUCGCCCUCGCUGAGGAAAGAAACUUGAGACGAGCGCUGAAAUUUUCAGGUUUGGCAGUGAGCCCAUGGAGAAGCCAUCAGGAAAAACAGAGCUGGAGGAGAGAGGUCUGGUGGAGGUGGAUGGUGGCGUUUUGAGAGGCACUGAGGGUGGAGAGGUCACAACCCCGAGGAGAGGGAGCUCUUCUCGCAAGAGCUUCCGUCUGGACUACCGACUGGAGGAGGAGGUCACAAAGUCCUGCCGGGACAAACACGGCCGCUGGACCAACCCCUGGCCCACAUGGCAGUUCCCGUCCUACACGACCCUCCUCAAGUUCCUGUUGCUGGACAAAAAUCACAGCAACGUCCCAGCGAGUAAAGAGGUUCUAGAUGGAGAGCUUCCGGUGAUGGUACCUUACUUUGUUCAGAACCCGGACCGGUCUGGCUGCGAUCCAGGACUGAGAGUCACCUGGCUGGGUCACGCCACGGUUCUCGUUGAAAUGGAUGGUGUGAAUAUUCUGACUGAUCCGAUUUUCAGCCAGCGGGCCUCGCCGGUCCAGUUCAUGGGUCAUAAACGGUUCAGAGGACCCCCCUGCACAGUGGAGCAGCUGCCGCGGAUCGACGCCGUGGUCAUCAGUCACUCUCAUUAUGACCACCUGGACGUGGGAUCCGUGUCCAGCCUGAACGCUCGCUUUGGAGGGGAGCUACGCUGGUUCGUGCCCCUCGGGCUGCUGGACUGGAUGGUGAAGAUGGGCUGUGAGAACGUGAUGGAGCUGGAUUGGUGGGAGGAGAACUGUGUCCCAAGUCAUGAUGAUAUCACGUUUGUUUUUACGCCGGCUCAGCACUGGAGCAAACGUACUGCGCUGGAUGAUAAUAAGUCUCUGUGGGGGAGCUGGUCUGUCUUAGGUCCAGAGCAUCGUUUCUUCUUCGCUGGUGACACCGGCUACUGCUCUGCUUUCAAAGAGAUCGGCCAACGGUUUGGACCGUUUGACCUGGCAGCAAUCCCUAUCGGAGCCUACCUGCCCAGAGACGUGAUGAAGGGGCAGCACGUGGACCCCGAGGAAGCCGUUCAGAUCCACCAGGACGUUCAGGCCAGACGGUCGGUAGCCAUCCACUGGGGAACUUUUGCUCUAGCCUAUGAGUAUUAUCUGGAGCCGCCGGUGCGUCUCAGAGAGGCCUUGGAUCAAAAAGGGCUGAAGUCCGACUGUUUCUUCACUUUGCACCACGGCGAGUCGCGUCUGCUGUCCUGACAGGCAGGAGACGUCUUUGACUGAUCCUGAUCCAGUUUGUCUUCAGAAUGUUGUGCAUUAGUGUUUGAUAAGCACACACACACAUCUUGUCCCAGUCAUGGUGGGUGGGGCUACCAGAGGAAUGGCGUUGCCGCUGUACAGAAUCUGAUUUCAGGUUUACACUUUUCUUUGCCUUUAGAACUCUGAGGUAAAGUUUUUCUGGCUAUUUGACACGGAACAUUUGAAGUUAAUACUUUGGACCGUAUUAAAGUUAGCACAUGCAGUCAUACGUUAAGCGGCUAUCUUUAGCACAAACGGUCUUGCCAGUUGUGAUCUGUGUUUAGCGUGACCACGUGUUAAAGAUUUGAGUUUUCUUUAAAUGACCCGUGUUAUUGUAACACUGUUGUCAUAAACAACCGCACACUCCACAGCUGGAAAACCGGUCACGGCCGGAAAAAUCUGCGAAAAUGAUUUACAGUGUAAAUCGAAAAUCACAAGUUUUCUUUGUACUGUGAUGGAUUGGAUCAUUGUAACUGUCAAAGAAAAAACUUUUUUUUUUCUUUGACUAUCUGCAGUUUUAUGGUCAAACGGUCAGUUCUGGUUUAGGGCUUUUGUGCUGAAUAUCAGCACUCAGCUACACUCGGGAAUUGAACCCACACACUCUUAGGCCUGAGGCUCGCUGAUGGCAAAACAUAGUGGAAGAGCUCUUUAGGCUCAUUGAUCUAAAACAGAACACCUUUAUUGUUUAUGUAUUUGGUUCAGCUAGCACACGGGAGAAUCUCUUUGCUGGAUUUGAGGGGAGGGGCUUGAGUCUUUUACUCAGUCAUCUGUCGUGACUCAAUAACUCCACCUGUUGAUGUGGAGGGGAAAAUGCAGCGUUUGUAGAUUGUGUAAAUAGACAAGAAUACAGAUUGAAGUUGUUGUGUAAUUAGUGCUGGUUUGAUUUUCUGAAAUUACGAUGAUGUGUUGAGGGAAUUUUAUUUUUAUUAUUAGUAUUAUUGAAUAGGUUUUAAAAUAAAAUGCUUAAAUGUUUCAGAAAACUUUGGUAAUUUGUGCCAUGUUCUUUUCAUGCCAGUUGAAAAGUGUCAGAACAAAAAGGAAAAAAAAAAAACAGAAUCUUUGGGUAGUUUGUUGUAGAAG
This is a messenger RNA of Thalassophryne amazonica, 2352 nucleotides long. It is a transcript of the gene napepld, whose product is annotated as N-acyl phosphatidylethanolamine phospholipase D. The record is from RefSeq and is a predicted model, not a curated record. Gene Ontology annotation, biological process: N-acylphosphatidylethanolamine metabolic process; N-acylethanolamine metabolic process. The transcript has 10 exons. Gene Ontology annotation, molecular function: zinc ion binding; N-acylphosphatidylethanolamine-specific phospholipase D activity. Gene Ontology annotation, cellular component: membrane-bounded organelle; cytoplasm. NCBI's taxonomy places the organism in Eukaryota, Metazoa, Chordata, Actinopteri, Batrachoidiformes, Batrachoididae. Bases 73 to 1233 code for a protein of 386 amino acids.